This is a messenger RNA of Polistes dominula (European paper wasp), 1186 nucleotides long. RefSeq lists its product as uncharacterized. NCBI's taxonomy places the organism in Eukaryota, Metazoa, Arthropoda, Insecta, Hymenoptera, Vespidae. Gene Ontology annotation, cellular component: mitochondrion. The record is from RefSeq and is a predicted model, not a curated record.
UAACAUUUUGUAUAAUAUCAAAUUAAAUAUGAAUUUAAAAUAAGACUGAAGUGAAAUUACAUUUACACGUAUUAUUUUUGUUCAUUAUUUUCAUUUCUAAUUGAAAUCUAUGUGAGUUUGUGCGAUUACCUCUUUUACUACUUGCAAUAAUGUUAUCAUCAUUAUUUAUAAAAAACAAUUUAAUAACUAAAUUAUUGGUGAAUUCAUCAAAAUCAUCUCUUAUACUUUCACAAAAACGUACAAUAUGUAAACCUAGUUCAUUAUUACGUAGAAUAUUAGAAAAACCGAGGAUAAACAGUGAAACUAAAUAUUGUUUAAUAAGAUGUAAACAAACACAAUUAUGGGAUACAAAGCCUAAUUUAAUGAAUAACGUUAUUUUGUAUAAAAAAAAAUGUAUUAAUCCCCUGUUCAUUCACUUAUUUGGUUUAUGCAACAGUGCGGCUUUGUUAUUUUUAAUUGGUUAUUGGUGCAAAGAUAUGUAUCAUUCAUUUAUGAAUGCAUCAUUUAAAGAAUUUUCAGGAAACAAUUAUCCUAUUAUUUUUAUGUUUUUAGCUAUGACGCUCGCAGGACCACUGUUCUAUUUAUUCUCAUGGUUACUUAACGCACGUUUAAUCAAAUGUAUUAUUUUACAUAAAGGAGGUGAUCAUGUUAGUUUUAUAACUAAUCAUUUAUUGAAAAGUAGAAACACUAUAACCACUCCCGUGAAAAAUGUAUAUAGCUUAAGUUCUAGAACCGAAAAAAUCGGAGUAUAUAUGUCUGUCAAAAUAGAAUCUUAUAGACUGUAUUUUUUACUCGAUAAAAGUGGCAAAUAUGUGAAUAAGGAUUUAUUUGAUUAUGCGGUAAUGUAUAAAAAAGCUGACAAAUUAAAAUAAUAAUAAUAAUAAUAAUAUAAUGUUUGAUUAAAAUUGUAAUAACGAUUUAUUAAUCAGUAACCUUUUAUUUAGUAGUUAUAAUAUUUCUUUUUGAUAUAUCUUAUGAAAUACAAAUAGAAAAUAAAUAAAAUCUUUUCAUAUAUAAGAAACGUAUAAAAAUCUCUGAUGAGUGCAUCUGUAACUUAUCGUUAACAAUAUCAUUACGUGGAAAUAUAUUUAUAUAUAUAUAUAUAUAUAUAUAGAGUAUUGUGUUUUAUUGCACCAGUAUUAACAGAUGUUAAUCGAUUAACUGUUAUAUUUAUGAAAUUAUUUAU